AUGGAUUUUAAUGAAUGUUUCAUUCAUCCAAAGUCAUUCUCUUUAGACCCUAACAUUUAUACAGAACUUGUAGAACAUUAUACAAACGAGGCUUUAUGUUUUCCUGUUAAAGUUAUGGAUUGGAUUCCUAUGGACGGUUCAUUCUCAAAGAAUACAGAUAGUUCAAGUGCAACAUUUACAGCAGCUUAUACGCCUAUUAAUGUUAAAAGUAUUUGGGCACUAUUUAGAAAGAAAGACAACUAUUAUGUUAAUUUUGAGAACCCUAAGUUUAAAUAUCUUCAGCUUUCCAUGGGAGCUUAUGGAAAUAUGCCUGCAGAACCUGAAAAAUCAUAUGGACCUGUAUUUUAUGAAAUGGUUGCGAACGCUUGCAAUACAAACAAUGAUAUGAUUGGAUUUAAUGAAGAUGUUAUGAGGUCAUUGGUGGAUGAUGGUAGUGUGGAACAUAAAUGGGAUAGCUAUGACAACACACAUUUCUUAUGUGGUUUUCCAACAGAAGUGGACUUUUGCUUCCAGCAAGGUCAAACAUCUACUGCUCCAAUAACAUACAAAUUGUCUGUUAAAGGACCUAUUGAACUAGCAACUGAAAACGUACCAAAGCCACUUAUUGGAUUUAUGAGGGAUUGUUGCUUUGCCAUUCAGGUGCGUGCUAAUGGCAUCCCCAUAAUAAGAUUAGAUGACUAUAACUUAGCUACGGACGACAGUGAGGAAUAA
Trichomonas vaginalis G3 is the source of this 711-nucleotide messenger RNA. RefSeq lists its product as uncharacterized. NCBI's taxonomy places the organism in Eukaryota, Parabasalia, Trichomonadida, Trichomonadidae. The transcript has a single exon. The coding region runs from base 1 to 711 and encodes 236 amino acids. The record is from RefSeq and is a predicted model, not a curated record.